CCAGCGACCCGCGCCGCGCUGCCCUAGUGCCCUGCACGUUUGCGCCGCCGCCAGUUCGACUCGCCCGCGCCUUAUUCCCCCCCGCCCCCCACCCCCGCACCCUCUCUCCCACCAUUCUCCUUCACGUCACCACCUGAGGCUUGUCUAUGUUCUUCUCCAAUCGGAGGCACCAGCUCACUCCUCACCCCUCCCUCUCAAUCUCUCCCCUAGAGCAAACCCGCUUGCAGCACUUCCAAUUAAUCCAGCGCCUACCUUGUCCCCAUCGGCAAAAGCAACAGGCAGGGCCUCAUCUCCCACAAGCCACUUCUCUCCCUACGAAUUUCCUAAAAUACAAGCAGCUCCAGCCGCCUCUAAUCCACCAGCACCAACACGUGCCCCUCCAAAUCCAAACCCUCCACCAAUCAGAGCAGCGCUAUUGGUCUGUGGUAAAAGAAUUUCUUAAUUGCUGUUUCUUGUUGGUUCUCAUGUGGAAUUUACAGAUAUAAAGUGUAUUACGAUGGGCAAUAUGUGUAAAGGUAUAACUUGAUAUAUUGAUUGCUUUGUGUGAUAUUUGUAAAUUCUGAGAUCAUCUUAUGAAUUUGUGUCUGUUAUUGACUAAAAGUGCCUUAGGAACUGCUGGCUAUGCUGCAGAAAACACUGUUUCACACUUCCACUUAACCUGCUAGCUUGUUGAUGUCAAUGGAGCAUUUAGGUUGGAAUUACUACUAUGAUUGUGAUAUUUUUAGUUCUUAUCAUGUUAGGCCAGUUGAUUGCUUGGUUCAGUGAGGCAAGUUAUUGGGUGGCGCUCACAAGCCCUACGAUCUCCUAUUCGUUAGCAGCUCCUUGUUGUUAAUCAUAUCAUACAUACAGCACUGUGUGGGAGUGGGAGUGAAGUAAAUGAUCAGUUACUUAUGGGCUUAUGUUUGUGUGUGAGAAAGGCCAUUUUACUAUGUUAGAUAAGCCUGUGACCAGUGUUCUUUUCAUGUCUCUGUUCUCUCUCUCUGGUAUGUCAGUGAUGGACUCCAUUUCCUCUUAUUUGUGCAAUAGGGUAGGCGACUAAAUUUCCAUGCAAGAUUCUGUCAGUUCGUUCUUAUUUUGCUAAUUAUUGAUGUAAUUCAUUCAUUGUCAUAGGGUAAAUUUGCAUUGGAGCUGCAUUUGAUCCUCGGAGAUGAUGAAGAGUCUUUUCUUGAUAGGAUGGUUUCCCAGCUUCGGUCAACAUGCAAGUGCACUUAUACACAUCAUCUUGAUAAAGUACUGGAAGAGGCAGCUGCCACAUUUUAUCCACAUAUCAAGUUUGUCAGAGUCGAGUGCCCAAAGUAUCCAGGGUUUUGCCUCACAAGGCAAAGGAAUGAAUAUCCAUUUGUUGAAGUAUUUUACAAUCCGGAACAGGCUGCAAGCCAAGGAAAGAGCGUGGAUCCUAACAUCACCAAGUAUUCUGUAAAAGUGCUACCCUUCAACUAUGAUCAGAGCGUGUAUGGAUUUCGGGAAUAUUUCAAGAUGCAUGGUUUCAAGUAUUCUGAAACAAACUAAUUCUGCCAUUAGGAAUCUGUGAUGAGAGAAGGUCUAGGGAGUUAACAUGGAGGCAUUCCUUGUCAGAGUUGAACCGUGGGGCUUUACUGGUCUCUUUCCUAGUUCGAGGAAUGCCUGCCAUGUACUCAUGUUAGGGUAUAGUCCAGGCCUUUAGAUUAGCACAGCAAUACCAAAUGCGUGCUGAGCUAUCGACCUUCAUUCCGGUAAAUUAAACAUUUACCCAACCACAACCAGGAAUGAGUAUAUUGCACGUCUUUUUUCGAAUGCGAGUGGUUUGCUAUGGUGUCAUAUUAGUUGGAGGUGGCAGUUUUUAUAGCGCAGACUGGCAAAGUUCCUGGACAAUAUGAUGCCGUUAUAUUGUAAAAGAAAUAUCGGGGUGACUAGUUGCUGCAUGUGGAUCCGAUUGAGAUUUGUUCCUAGAAAUACUCUAUUUAAUCAUAUCCUGAUUACUUUAUUUCAGAAAAGUAAAAUCUCUUUUCUAAGCCUGAAAGAAACCCGGGAACUAGGGUAGCAGUGUGAUGGCCUGUUUGGAUGGUGGCUGCAGUUUGUCAUUCCCCUAGUUAGGUGCGCCACUGAGAUAGCUUCCAGAUCAAGGAGCAGCGAAGCGGAGCAGAGCAGAGAAGCGCGGGGGAGGAUGGAAGAAGCGCGGCACGGUUACAGCCCGCUCGCCGCCGCCGACGAGGCGGCGAUCCGCGGCGCCACCAGCGAUGGCGACGACGUCAAGCUGAGGCUGCUCGGCUACAAGCCGCAGCUCAAGCGCGACCUCUCGUGAGUAGUCUCUUCCGCCUGCUCCCUGCUGCUCCGGCGUCGCCUCUUGCUCGGGCCGCCCACCGAUCGAUCCUUCUCAGUUUCUUUUUACCUUUACCUACACUACUCUUUACGAGAAGAAUUUGCUCCGCCGGCCAUACUAAGUUCUUUUCUUUGCCGGAUCUUGUGUGUUCCGAUGCGGCCGAUGAGUUUGCUUGCUAGUUGCUACAGCACUUGCGUUCGUCUCCCCGUUGACCAGGAAUCUCUUGCUUGCGGGUUUAGUAAACUUGCUGGUUUGUCCAAUGUUUAACCCUCCCAAAACAAUUGGGUUCCACGCAAUCAGCAGCAAAAUAUCGCUGCCCGAGGUCAGUCCCUCGGUAUCAACAUACCCCUCAGGUCACGCAAAAAUACAGAUCAACAUACUCCUUUUGAUUUUCCGAUAGAUUGUUUGGGUUGGUAGCUCAUGGGUUCCCUUAUCUUUGUUUCUCCGUUUCACUGGAUCAAAGAUGGUAGUACCAUGUAGAAGGACAGCUCUUUAAGUUUUGGUCGGGAUUGAUAGCUUGUCAGGCAGCCACGUGUGUACUUGUACUAAUAGGAAAAUAGCCAAAGCAGAGACCAUGGCAAUUUGAAUGGAGCCUUUUACACCUGUUUUGUUUGUUCAUUCACUACGACCCCCACGGUCUACGACGGACUUGUCCGAUCCUUUUUUCUUAGGGUUGGGCGAGGCGGACGCGGCUGACCCCUCAUUGUUAGGAUCAGGCGAGGCUGACUCGUCCGAUCCUUUAUCCUUCGGGUUAGACGAGACGGUCGUGUCUUCCCCCAAUACUUCAUGUUGGGCUGUCGAUGCCCUUCCAUUCCGCGGUUAUUUGACUGUUUAGCUAGCCUAACCCGAAUAUUUUGAAGGAGCUAAUCCACAUAAACCUUUCUAUAAGAAGCGCUCUUUGGGGAUGCAUAACACUUGUCCCCCGACAUAGAGCCUCCGAGCCCUGAAUUCUGGCUCCGCCGCUGCAUGAUUAUCUAGGAGUACAGUGCUACGGCAGUCCGAUUCGCAGGGGUGAAAUCUGCAUCCCGUCCCUGCCGCCAGGGACAGACAAACUGGUCAGUGUACAACGCACCUGAGCGAUGGGCCCCGGAGGCCGAGCGGCGCCACGUCUCGAUCGCGGGACCGACGUAACGGCCCCCUUCCUGUCCCUCUCACCUGCCUGCCCUCACGGAAACCCCUUUCCACACCUGCCUGGGCUUCCACGCCACUGUUCUGCGGCCGUUGACCUCCGGGGCCCAUGGUCGCAGGCGCCCAUCCCAGCUGCGCGGGCCCGGGAUGUCAUGGAGGUGCAGCCUCGGGGGGGUCGCGAGGGGUUGUAGCGGCCCGCUCCGCGACGUCACGGGCGUACGCGUGGAAAGCGACCGGCGUAGGGCCCGCCCGCCAGCGGGCGUGCGCAAUUGGAUCGCGGAGCUCGGCGUGCGCACCGCUCGCACCAUCACUCGCACCCCACGAAUUACGGAAAGGCCCCUGCCGCCGCGGACCAAAACCCCAGAGCCCCCACCCGACCACCGAGCAGGAGAGGAAGAGGAGACGACCGAGCAGGAGAGGAAGAGGAGACGACCGCGCAGGGCAAUGCCGUCCACGCGCGCACUCCGGCGGCUCGACCUGCGGCGGUCGCCGCCGGUCCGGCCGAGCCCGCAGGCGGCGGCGGCGAAGAAGGAGGAGGCGAGCCCGUGGCCGCCGUCCUCGUCCUCCGCCUCGUCGUCUUCUUCCUCGGCCUCGGCGCCCCCCAGGCACCCCGCCGCCUUGUCGGCUGCUGCGCCGAGGGGCGGAUCGGCGGUGCGCGUGUACCCGCUGCGGGACUUCCCGGGCACGGACGCGGCCGCGCUCUGUGGCGCGUUCCGGGACAACGUGCGGUGGCUGCUGAAGCAGUGGGGCUCCGCGCCGGGUUCCGGGUCGGCGUGGCGUGCGCUGCUCUCGGACGAGCGCACGGGCGCCGUAGUCCCCAUUGUAGCCGUGGAGGAGCUCGCCGCGGCGUCGCCCGCGCCAUUCUGCGACCUCUGCCGUUGCGCCGGCUGGAGCCACCACUGGGUGUCAAAGCGGAAGUACCAUUUCAUCAUUCCUGCAGCAGUCGACUGGGACCAGCCAUUCAGGGCUGAUGCGUUGCUUGGGCGCAGCGAUCACCUCCUACAUGGUCUGAUCCAUAGUAAUGGCUUUGGUCACCUUGUCACUCUCCGUGGUUGUGAUGGUGGCUCCACUUUUCUAUCUGGCUGCCAGAUCAUGGAUCUAUGGGAUCAACUUUGCGCUGCUCUCCGUGUUAGGGCCGCGUCUGUGGUGGACUUAACCCAGAAGCACUCUGUGGACCUACGCCUUCUGCUUGGAGUGGCAAACGGUGAGACAUGGUUCAGUCGCUGGGGUUACUGCCUCGCCAAGGGCUGCUUCAGUGUUUCUGUGUCCACUUAUUCUGCUGCACUUGAAGCCCUGGCUGCCCUGCCUGUUGAUUAUCUCCGCAGCCGUCAUGUCCGCCGUGUGGUCAGCAUCUACCGCCGCCUCUCCGACAAGCCUCUGGCCACUGUCCGUGAGUUCCUCCGCUGCCUCCUUGAUUGGAAACACCGCGAGGCCCCACUUUCGCCACCUUCUGUGAAGACAUCCCCACGGCUGACGUUCUUGCUGCCAAAGUCAUGUGUCGUGAAGAGGCUGAGGCAGCCAUACCAGCACUUUGAGGAUGUUGUUGACCUGCUCGAGUGUCGGUGGUCAAAGAAACGGUUGCUCGAUGCUGCAGAGGUCGUUGUUGAUAAGCUGCGGGAGCAUGCCAAUGGCACAAAGAUUUCACGACAGGCUGUACGAGAUGCUGCCAGGGGUGCCAUCGGUGACACUGGUCUGCUUGACUUUGUCAUCAAGUCCCUUAAUGACACUGUUGUUGGUAACCAUAUUGUGCGUCGUGUGCCUGACCCUGAGAAUCGUGUGCUUCACUUCAGUCUUGAGGAAUAUGCUGAGCCUGAGCCUGAGCCACAGCUAGAGCCUGACCUGGAGCCAGAGCCAGUGAAACUUGAUUCAGAGCGCACCCCUCAUGCGAUCCGAUGGCCAAGCACGUCAGAGGCAGAGCGGGAUCUGCGUGCUGUGUACCGGGCAAUGGUGGAGGCACGCAGUGAGGCAGCACAGGCUGUGCUGGACUGCAAGCACUGGGUGAAAUGGUGGGGCCUCAGGGAUGAGUCUGAUGACCAGCUAAGGUUCCUUGUUGAGUGGCGACCGCAGCCGUGGGAGGCUACUGAACUUACAAGGCCAAUGCCGCCAGGGGAUAUUGUGGUGGUACCACUGCAUGCGUCCAUAGGUGAGCUGCUUAUCGAGGCAGAGCAUGCGCUGCGGGAGACAUACUGCUUCUUUGAGGGAUUCCAGGCUGAGUCACUGGAUGGCAUUGCUGGGGAGAAGUGGGAUCCGGUGAUGCUUGGUGGAGCAGAGUCUGGUGACACGAUCGGCGUGCAUGGCCAUGGAGUGGACAUGGAGACUGGGCUGCGGUGCCAGGGAGGUACGGAUGCAUGGGAUGUCCAGUGUGUCUGUGGUGCACAAGAUGAUGAUGGGGAACGCAUGGUGGCAUGUGAUGCAUGCAAUGUCUGGCACCACACACGCUGCGUCGGCAUUGCGGAUGGUGCGCCUGUGCCACCAUUAUUUCUCUGCAUGUCCUGCGGUGGCGCGCUCAUGGCUGCUGGACCAAUCCUGGAUGAGGCACUAACGGUACCUAAAGUAAAGUGACAAUUCUUUCGCCCCUUUCUUAGUUCUUACAUCCUUUGGUUCAUAUGUUUGACUGUGGUGAUCUGACAAGGUAAACCAGUUCUGAAACUGUGAGAUCCUUUUUGUAAAGUGUGUUGGUGUAGAAGUAUGUAGUUAGUUUAGUACUGAUGCAGUAAUAGCAGAUGCUAUCUGUAGAGAAUUAGUAGGGGAGAAGAGGGACAGUGGAAAGGAAGCCCUAUCCAUGUAGUUAGCAAUCCGACUGGAAAUUUUGUACCUCAUACAUUAGAGGCGAUGGUGUUGUAAAUAGCUGUUCUGUGAUUGCACCUUUCUACUGUCUCUGAAUCUUGGCUACGAAGUUAAACAUCUUGUUCACUGUGUUUUGAUAAUGGCCCUAGUUGGUGGCUAACAGGGGUGCAUGGUCCUCAGGAAGGCGAAAGAAAAGUUCAGUUUCUUCAA
Panicum hallii is the source of this 6424-nucleotide messenger RNA. Its product is annotated as PHD finger protein MALE MEIOCYTE DEATH 1-like. The record is from RefSeq and is a predicted model, not a curated record. The transcript is spliced from 7 exons. Bases 3575 to 5989 code for a protein of 804 amino acids. Lineage: Eukaryota; Viridiplantae; Streptophyta; Magnoliopsida; Poales; Poaceae.